UUACCUGCAAAAACAUGUCCACUUUUGCUUUCUUGUUGCUGUGCAUCCAAGCUUGCCUUGUUCAGCAAGCUGUCAGCCAAGCCAUCUUCGGCGGGUACGGCAUUGGUCCCUCGUACGGCGCCCGGGGUUAUGGUGGUUCCGAAGUGACUGCCAUUGAGGUCGACACAUUCAGUGCUGGAGCGACUGGCUAUAACGGACUUGGAGGCUUGGGAGUUGGCAACUUGGGCUUGGCUGGUAUCAACAAUUUGGGACUGGCUGGUGGCUUAGGAGUAGCUGGCGUUAACAACCUAGGACUUGGCAUCAACUCUGGACUUGGUCUUGGCCUGAACUCCGGUCUCGGUUUGGGAGUUGGCAAUGUCGGAAUUGGCGGACUUGGCGUUGGCUCGGUCGGUCUUGCCGGCGUCGGCGCUGGCUACGGCGGUGUGGGUAACGGCGCUCUCGCCGUCGCUGGAGAGCUGCCAGUCUCUGGCACCACCAUCGUCAAUGGCGCCGUGCCAGUGCUCGGCGCUGUGACCUUCGGUGGCAACGUGCCAGCCGCUGGUGCAGUCUCCAUCUCUGGUAACUGUGGAUGCGGUGGCACCGCUUACGGAAUCUUCUAAAUGGCGAAAACAAACUAAAAU
Molecule: messenger RNA, 620 nt
Organism: Amyelois transitella
Lineage: Eukaryota; Metazoa; Arthropoda; Insecta; Lepidoptera; Pyralidae
Product: chorion class A protein Ld5-like
Exons: 2
Coding region: 15-599 (194 amino acids)
Source: RefSeq, a predicted model, not a curated record